AUGUCACACUCUAAUCUUCCUAAUAUUCCUUCUUUCCGAAAACAACAUCUUUUGCUUGAAUAUGCAAGCUUGAAGCUCCGAUGUCCUAGAGGCAUCUAUCUCUCGCUGAAUCCUGGAGAUCCCUCCUCGUGGUCCGGAGUGUUUUUUGUCCGAACUGUGACAGGCCCAUACUCUCCAGCAGUACUUCGCUUCAAUGUCUCGUUCCCUUCACAAUACCCAGACGAUCCGCCUUUAGUCACCUUUGCGACCGAUAUAUUUCACCCACUCCUUGUUCCUUUGACGACUUAUACGUUCUCUACCAGCGCAGGCGAUGCCAAUGACACGGUCAGCGCGAGCGACGAAGACAGGUUACCCCAGGGUGGCUUUAGUCUGCGAGAUGGAUUCCCGGAGUGGUUCGCACGAGGAAAUAAGGCCGGGUGCAAGGUGAUGGAUUUGGACGGUCAUAGCCAGCGAUCCGGCUAUCGUUCAAGCUCGGCAUCAAGGGAUGUCUCUGUUGAACCAGCCGAUGUUCCCUUGGACCAAGAGACUGUCUCGAUGGCGCGGCCUUCAGGGAAGAUACCUUCUAAACCUGUUGCCAUUGUUGAUGUGCUCGCCUACCUCAAGUCAACAUUCGAAGAUCCAGCAAUGCUCGACAGACUGCCUCUGGAGGCAGCCGGCAAUCCUGGCGCAUGGCAUGCAUGGCAAAGUCAUCGCGGACACUCCCGGGCUCCAGGUAGUGCAGUGGCUUUGGACAGCGAUCAGCGAUCGAGUUCCGCAAGCCAUGGCCCACCAAAAUUACCUGAUAGUUGGAACUGGGAGGGUGUAUGGGAAAAUCGGGUCAAAAGCGGCAUACAACAUAGCUUGAGCGAUCCAGUGCUCUUUGGAAACAAAGACGGCAGACCAGGGGACAAGCGAGCCGAGAUGAUACGAUUCUCGAGGAUGGAUUCUGAGCAGCUGAAAGAGAUAUGCGACACCAUAACCAACUCACGGAAUACAGGCGCCAAACCAAGAUCCGGGCCAGCCUGA
This is a messenger RNA of Endocarpon pusillum Z07020, 1005 nucleotides long. RefSeq lists its product as uncharacterized. NCBI's taxonomy places the organism in Eukaryota, Fungi, Ascomycota, Eurotiomycetes, Verrucariales, Verrucariaceae. The record is from RefSeq and is a predicted model, not a curated record. Bases 1 to 1005 code for a protein of 334 amino acids. The transcript has 4 exons.